AACAUAAUAACACGAUCUUCUCGUCUCCCCAUCGCUCUCCCGUUGCCACCACACCGGCGCCAGCAACUAUAAAACAGUAAAUAAUUGGCUAUACCCGAUUAUAUUUUCAACAACAUUACUACUGGUCUACGUAACAACAAAAAAAACUCUUUAGCCCAAUCAUACUCUGCCGUACAUUAAACGAACACCCUGCUAAAGCGUGUGUUAUACACAUACAAUGAUCAAUUCUCUCCCCUGGCCACCAGUUCUAAGUUCACUUUGAAACAACCAAAACGACACUUUUUAAGAAACGAGAGAAACAGGAACAAAAAGAAAGAAAUACUGGAAGCAAAUGUGAUUUUGAUUACUUCUAAAAUCGCUUAUAAAGUGUAUUAAUAAAUGGAGAUUGCUCCUCUUAUGGUUUUGCCUCAAAAUCACACGACUCCUAAUGAGUCAUAUUCCAAGGGAUACAAAAGGGUAAAACUAUCUAAUGAUGGAGAUGACUAUGGUAGCAUUCCCGUGGCUACUACAUUAACUUACAAUGGAACUGGAGAAAACAAACCAAAAUCACCGUCACCUAAAGUUGUUGACUAUUCUGAUCCUUUUGCUAUAUCCAGUAUGAUUGAUAAGUUAGAUUCUGGUAAAUAUGGAAGUGUUACCAAAGAGAUAGAAGCUCUUAUUUCUCGCAAGAUUCAUGCGCUUAGUCCUUAUCUCAAGAAGCAUCCUACACUUACAGAUAUAUUCUUGGAUGGGAAUAAGUGCCCUAAUGAAGAAGAUGCUUCAAAGGCACAGAAUAAUGUCAUUGAUUUGGAGGAUGCUAGUGUUGUAAAUCAUUGUUCAGCAGUAGCAAGGCCUCUUGUAAUUCUGGAUUCUGACGAUGAAGACAGUGGAGAUUGUAGGCCCACUCCUCCCUUCCAGGAGGUUCUUUUGCCAAGACCUGAUGGGCUACUUUUCAUGGACACAUCAGUUAAAACCUAUGAAGAGAGAAACAGCCAUGGAAAUUUAGUAAGUUUAUCCAGUGAAAUUGAUAUCAAGAGAGAGAAAGGUGUUUAUGUUGGUGUAGAGGAGUAUGAUGAUGAUCAAUCUAAACCAGAAGAUGAUGGCCUUGGAGACAUUUGGAAGGAGAUGUCAGUAGCAAUGGAAUUUUCUAAGGAUGUUGCUGAGUAUCCUUCAUCUGAUGAACACAUGGAAGAUGAUGAAGAACAUUGCGAUCACUCUUUUGUUUUGAAGGAUGAUAUUGGUUAUGUUUGUCGCAUAUGUGGGGUUAUUGAGCGAGGAAUUGAGACCAUAAUUGAGGUUCAGUUUCUCAAAAAAAAGAGUACGCGGACAUAUGUAUCUGAACCUCGAAAUACCAAGGACAGAGAUUCAAACGAGAUGGUCGGAGUUGCAUUGUCUGAAGAAGAUUUGAUGGUAACUGAUAUCUCUGCUCAUCCAAGGCACAUGAAGCAAAUGAAACCUCAUCAAGUGGAGGGUUUUAAUUUUCUUCGAAGUAACUUAGUGACAGAUAAUCCAGGGGGCUGCAUCUUGGCUCAUGCUCCUGGAUCUGGAAAGACGUUCAUGAUUAUCAGUUUCAUGCAGAGCUUCCUAGCCAAGUAUCCACACGCUAGACCGCUAGUGAUACUUCCCAAAGGAAUUUUAGCUACAUGGAAAAAGGAGUUUCUGACAUGGCAAGUUGAAAAUAUUCCACUCUAUGACUUUUAUAGCGUAAAAGCAGAUAGUCGUUUACAGCAAUUAGAGAUCCUGAAACAGUGGGUGGAGCAGAAGAGCAUCCUUUUCUUAGGCUACAAACAAUUCUCUUCUAUUGUUUGUGAUGAUGCUAACAACAAGGUUGCAGCUAAUUGUCAAGAGAUACUACUGAAGCGACCUACAAUUCUAAUUUUAGAUGAAGGGCACACUCCAAGGAAUGAGAACACUGAUGUUCUGCAAUCCCUUGCUAAGGUGCAGACACCUCGAAAAGUUGUGCUUUCAGGAACUCUUUACCAAAAUCAUGUCAAGGAGGUGUUCAACAUAUUGAAUCUUGUUCGCCCAAAGUUUCUGAGGUUGGAUACUUCCAGGGCUAUUGUCAAGCGUAUCAUGAGUAAAGUACAUAUACAAGGCGUGAAGAAGCAUCUCAAAACAGGAGAGACGGUAUUUUAUGAUUUGGUAGAGCACACAAUACAGAAAGAUCAUGAUUUUAAGAGGAAAGUUACUGUCAUACAAGACCUGCGUGAAAUGACCAGCAAGGUCCUUCAUUAUUAUAAAGGAGAUUUCUUGGAUGAGCUACCUGGACUUGUUGAUUUCACUGUAGUACUUAAGCUUAGUUUAAAACAGAAGCAUGAAGUUCAAAACUUGAAGAAGUUGGCAAGGAAAUUCAAGAGAAGUUCCGUUGGGAGUGCUGUUUAUCUUCAUCCAAAGUUGAACUCUGUCACUGAGAAUUCUGCCUUGACUGAUGACAAAAUGGAUGAGUUCUUAGAAAAGUUAGAUGUGAGAGAUGGAGCCAAGGCUAAAUUCUUUCUUAAUAUGUUGAACUUAUGUGCGUUAGCUGGGGAAAAGUUACUGGUUUUCAGCCAGUACCUCCCUCCAUUGAAGUUUUUGGAGAGACUGGUGGUGAAGGUGAAAGGUUGGGUUCUAGGAAGGGAAAUCUUUGUGAUCUCAGGUGAAUCAAGUUCUGAUCAGCGGGAGUGGUCCAUGGAGCGUUUCAAUAAUUCCACAGAUGCAAAAGUUUUCUUUGGAUCAAUUAAGGCCUGUGGAGAGGGAAUAUCAUUGGUUGGGGCAUCACGCAUUAUUAUUUUGGAUGUUCAUCUGAAUCCAUCAGUUACUCGCCAAGCAAUUGGACGUGCUUUCCGUCCAGGUCAGACAAAGAAAGUUUAUGCAUAUAGAUUAGUUGCUGGAGAUUCACCUGAGGAGGAAGAUCAUAGCACAUGUUUUAGGAAGGAAGCUAUUGCAAAGAUGUGGUUUGAAUGGAAUGAAUAUUGUGGUUAUCAGGAUUUUGAAGUGGAGAGAAUUGAGUUGAAGGAGUGUGGUGAUCCCUUUUUAGAAAGUCCACUAGUAAAGGAAGACAUAAGGGAAUUGUACAAAAGGUAGUUGCUGACAAGGAAGAUCUGAGGCACCGGAAUAGGCAGAACUAUUUUGUUCCUUAACUGACUUGGGUCUGUAAAUGCUCCUCCAAUUUUGUAUCUGGUCCACAAACCUGGAGCCAACUAGGCAGGUUUCCUACAAGAAAAAUUGACUCUAGAUGCUUUAGAAGUUCCUAUGUUGGAUUCUUUAUCCUGUCUUCUUUUGCUCCUAUUGGAUCAAAGGAUGUUGCUGCAUACCUUUGUUGGAACCAGAACUGGUAAUCUUUGUAGUUCUUCGGAGUGUUUAAGUAUUUUGUUAAUAUUGUUAGCAGCAGCAGUAUAGGAGAUUUCUCAGUAGAGUUUUCUGGAACUCCUGUUCUGAUCAGCCUCGUUUCUGAUUAGCGUCUGUACAGAUAACAUUAGACAUGAAUGCAUGAAAAAUAUAAAUUGGACAUCUUGAAAUCUCUA
This is a messenger RNA of Ricinus communis (castor bean), 3482 nucleotides long. RefSeq names its product protein CHROMATIN REMODELING 35. Bases 379 to 3042 code for a protein of 887 amino acids. Gene Ontology annotation, biological process: gene silencing by siRNA-directed DNA methylation. Lineage: Eukaryota; Viridiplantae; Streptophyta; Magnoliopsida; Malpighiales; Euphorbiaceae. Gene Ontology annotation, molecular function: ATP binding; ATP-dependent chromatin remodeler activity. The transcript is spliced from 7 exons. The record is from RefSeq and is a predicted model, not a curated record.